UCGUUUAUUCCCAACGUAUAAGUCAGCUUGAACUGAGAACCGAAGAUGACCGAAGCCGUUGCCGAAGUUGCCGCCGCAGUUCCAGCCUCAGCAGCUGUUACCAAGGUCCCGAAGAAGCCCAAAGCCGCCCGGAAGCCAUCCACCCAUCCCCCGGUGAACGAAAUGCUCACCGCCGCCUUGGGAAGCCUGAAGGAGCGCAGGGGAUCGUCGCUGUAUGCCAUCAAGAAGUACAUCGGCGUCAACUACGAGUGCGAUGUGGCCAAGCUGUCGUUCCUGAUCCGGAAGGCGAUCAAAACUGGCGUCGAGAAGGGCACUCUGGUGCAGACCAAGGGAACCGGAAUUACUGGAUCGUUCAAAUUGAAAGACACCAAGGCGGUCGCGGAGAAGAAGCCGAAGAAAGUCGAAGACGCGAAGCGGAAGAAGGUAGGCAAGGAAGUGGUUGGUGAUAAGAAGGCCAAAAAGGGAACCGACAAGAAAUCGACCGUUAAAAAGCAACCGGCGGUGAAAGCGCCCAAAGCGAGCAGGGCCAAAACGACGACCAAGACGACAGGAGUCGCGAAGAAGUCCGCCGUUGUUUCCAAACAGAAGGCCACCAAGCCGUCAAAGGUGGCCGCGAAGAAGCCAAAGGCACCGAAACCGAAAAAGGCAGCUUCUGCUAAGAAACCUGCUCCGAAGAAGACUGCCGCUAAGAAGUGAAUUUGAUUAUGAUCCCGGCGAAGAACCAGACUUCUUCUUUUUCGAUAAAAAACAGUCCUUUUCAGGACUACAAAACUAAA
Messenger RNA from Armigeres subalbatus, 776 nucleotides. Its product is annotated as histone H1-like. Gene Ontology annotation, cellular component: nucleus; nucleosome. Lineage: Eukaryota; Metazoa; Arthropoda; Insecta; Diptera; Culicidae. The transcript has a single exon. Gene Ontology annotation, molecular function: structural constituent of chromatin; nucleosomal DNA binding; double-stranded DNA binding. The coding region runs from base 46 to 696 and encodes 216 amino acids. Gene Ontology annotation, biological process: nucleosome assembly; chromosome condensation; negative regulation of DNA recombination. The record is from RefSeq and is a predicted model, not a curated record.